Molecule: messenger RNA, 9818 nt
Organism: Ruditapes philippinarum (Manila clam)
Lineage: Eukaryota; Metazoa; Mollusca; Bivalvia; Venerida; Veneridae
Product: serine/arginine repetitive matrix protein 2-like
Exons: 25
Coding region: 531-6395 (1954 amino acids)
Molecular function (GO): protein binding
Source: RefSeq, a predicted model, not a curated record
GAAUGCUUUUCUAUGUAACUGUUGGUUCCAAAAUACUUUUAUGUUAUUAAGUGGACAAUAGGUAUAAUCCUAUAUUGUAUUGUGUGUUUUCACGCUUACUGAACAUACUGUAUAAGCAAAAUAUAAUUCUUUAUCAUGAAUGAAUCAGUUAUUGGCAAGUUGUUCGCGCCUCGAGGCUCUAGCUACAGGUCACCUUUGAAACGUCUAAUAUGUCGGAUCAAUACAAAACAAAAUGACAUUUGAAAAGAACUGUGUAUAUGUAUUUAGCAUUGAGAUCUUGUUUUUUCAAUACUAGUAUAUACACAGAUUAGACUUAUGGUUUUAAUCCGGGAUCUACGGCUAUAUGUUAUACAGUUCAAGUAAAAGAAUUUUGUGUUUUGGUCAUAAUAUAUAGCGAAUGUUUGGAUGAGUGUUAAUUUUUAUUUGUUAGGCAAGGAAACUAGUUUUGUGUUGGAAUUUGGAUUUAUCCUAAGGAUUAUCUGUGUAUCUGACAUGGAUUAAAUUUUGGGAAAAAUAACUUGUAUGUUAUUAUGACAAUUCUGGAGUUAAUGAAAAAAAAAGAUCACAACUACGGGGCACCACCACCUCCCACACCGCCUCAGACACCUCCAAUAGUCACACCAACGGUAAAAGAGAGCGUUGAGGUUAAGGAGGAGAUAGUAGUCACGUCUGAUAUUCCCACUGUGCCAACAGUGUCUCCAAUGACACCGGAACCAUUACAGGAUGAAGAUGUUGAUGAUCCUACUCGGUGUAUAUGUGACUUUGUACAUGAUGAUGGUUACAUGAUUCAGUGUGAUAAGUGCAGUGUGUGGCAGCAUAUAGUGUGUAUGGGAUUGGACCGAGAUAGUAUACCGGAUGUUUACUUCUGUGAGGUUUGUCGACCUAGAUCUGUGGAUCGGGUCAGGGCUAGAGAAUUCCAGAUCAGGAAACGAGAAUUCCUUAAAUCACUUGUCAUCAAGUCACAUGAUUCAAGUACAGACACAGAUCCGGAAGAAGUUAAUAAUAGGUUGAAGGCGUAUGGCCUUGACCCGCCUGGAUCCAAAAACAAGCAAAAAAUGAAACUGAAAAAGAGGAAAGAGCGAAGUAACUCUAAAACUGGAAAGAGGCUUAAAAUUAAAGAAAUGAAAACAGAGAAAGAGAACACCAGCUGUGAAAUGAACAGAAGAAAUAAACUGCUUGUGAAAGAUUUCUCAUCAAGAACAGCUCAAGUAAAAAGAGAAAAGUUGAGUAAAAAAAUAGAGAAGAUGCGAGCUGAGCGGUUAAGUAAGGAAAUGAAAGAAGACAAGUUCAGUAGUGACGACCUUAGGGAGGAUGAGAAAAUCAUAAACACAAUAAAUACCAUCCCGGCACCACUAAUACAGGAUGAAAAUGCACAGAACCCAUGGGAUAUGAACACAUUUAAUGAAUGGGAACAAAGUUACGAAGUUGCUCGUUACAACCAGUAUACUACGUACGUUCAGGAAUAUCUCAACUCAACAUGUAUUAAUGGUCACCAUAAUGAUAUAGCCGACCUUGUGACUGACGGGCUGCGGGUACAGCGCUGUCGGGUCAAGGCCUUGAAAAACAAGAGAAAGGGAUUAGAAUCAUCUUGCUCCAUACCUAAUGGUCAGCCUGUAAUAGAAGUGAUUGGUAAGAUUAUGACUAGGCAACAGUAUGAUAAAGACAACUUCGGACAGAGACAAUUGAGUCCUUUUGUGUUCUUCUAUGGCACUGUGUUUGACCUUGACCUGGUAAUAGAUGCUAGUGACUAUGGUAAUGAUGCAAGGUUCAUUAGAAGGUCAUGUCAGCCAAAUGCUGCUGUUCACCAUGUAGUAGCAGGAGGUCAAGCCCAUUUUAUUGCUGUAGCAUCAAAGGAGAUAACUGAGGGGUGUGAAAUCACUAUACCAUUUGAUUAUGAUUAUAAAAAAUGGAAUUACUGCGUAGAAUGUGCAUGUUUACGUAACAACUGUCCGGUCUCGAGGUUUCAGAAGAGAAGACUCCGAUUCCAGAAGUUACAACAACAAAAUGGGAGCUCACCUAGCAAGAAAUUCCACAAGCAUGAUAAGAUACCAAAGUUAACUAUCAAGACGCCAGUGAAAUCUCCUACAAAGUCCCCUGUAAAAACUCCAGUACAGACUCCGGAGAAGGUAGAAGUGAGCUCGCCCACACCAACGCCUACCCCUGAGACCAUUCAUGUAAGCCCCCAGAUGCCAAGCCCCACAAAGAUGGUACGGCGAUCGCAGGUGUCCCGACAGAACUCUAGCAAUGCAAGUACGCAAGCUUCUAGUGGAAGGGUACGAUCACUGAGAGUUCCCUCACAGAAUUCGGAUGACAACAGUGUUAAUGAGUCUCUCACUGUACCAGAACCAUCGUCCAUGCGUUUUUCUGAGACUGAUCAUCUAACAUCACCAGAAGCUGUCAGUGACUCAAAUAAGGACAGUGUCAACAACUCGGAUACACCGAAACCAGAAGAAAAAAGAAAGCUUACUCGGGAAGAGCGAAAGAUGGAGGCAAUUAUGAAAGCUUUUGAGAAAAUGGAGAAAAGAAAUGCAAGGAAGGCAAGUCAGGAUCAUUGUAAAGUGAAGACACCUCAAGAUCCGGUAAAGGUAAAAGAUCCCGAGCAGCCAUUCAAGGAGAAAGAGAAAGAAGAACAAGGACCAAAAAUGAACCCAAAGAAGAAAGAGAAAGUGGUAAAAAAAGUGGAGCCACAAGUUGUUGUGAAGGAAGAACCAAAGGCCUGCAGUGAACUGGAAGUGAGUGUUGCCACUCCAGAGAAGGUAACUGUGCCCCAGUGUAAGGUUGAGGCAAGUCAUGAGAACAUGGAAGUAGAUGUGGAUACUGGUGUAAAACAGGAACCUGAGGAAGUUAAAGAAGAAGAGAGGACAAGGCCAAAUCUCCGAGAGAGACCCCCACCACCACCUAAAACGAAGAAGGCAAAGAAAACAGGUGGCAGAAGGUGGGUUAUGUCUUAUUCUACUAAGAAAAGGAGAGUUAGAAACACGAGUGGAGCAGGAAGUUUGAGUACAGAAACACCAUCAGAGUCCAAUGAGGAGAACAGUAACAGCGCUCCACCUCAAGCUGCUAGCUGUCCUGUCACACCAGCGGUACAGUUAGAGUCCACUACAGCACCUCCAUCUUUCCUCUUACGUAAAACAAAAAGACAUUUAAUGAAUGAAUGGUUAACUGAGAAGAGUUUUGAGACAACCAAAUCUGAACCUUUAGAGGUGGCUGUAGAAGAGGACAAUAUGUUUGUUACAUGUCUGCCAAGUCCACGCAAUUCCAUGGACAGGUUUAGACGAAACAGUGCUUCUGCUGGAGUGAGGGAAAGAUCAUCUUCUCUUCUUGUGGAGACAAGUGCUGGAUCUGCUAAGAAGCGUUGGUUGAGACAAGCAAUGGGAGAAGGGUCAAACGAAAGUAGUGGUAUGUCAUCCCCGGUCCCAGCAUCUGGGGGCAUGAGCCCAAAUCCGCAAGCGACAAUGCCAAGUCCGGGAGGUUCUCCACCUAUUGAUUUUGUAACUCCUUUAAAGAAGCGACGUCUGGCUAGAGAAUCAUUGUCGCGGGAAUCAAACGAUUCCCCUGCCCAAACUCCAACACCAGUUACACAAGCAGCUACCAGUUAUUUUGCAAGUUUAAGCGAAACAUUUGAGAACUUUAAGAAUAAAAAUGGUUUCAACUCCUUGUUUUCUCCACUGAAAUCCUCUGACAUUGACACAGAGGUCAAAUCUGUGCAGAAAUGUGAAGUAAGUGCGAUGCCUGGAUGUAGUCAGGUGGAGGUUUCUAGUGGUGAAGAUGUGCAUAAUGAAGUAGCAGGACCUUCUCACUGUAGUAAUGACAAUAUGGAGGUAAUUCCGGACAAUUCAGCAGAUAAAAACAUUGUAGAAAGUGAAAUAGUUGACGGUAAGGAGAACGUGAGUUCUUGUGCAGAAAUGGACUGCUCUGUUCAGUGUGACACGGGUACGGACGUCUGUCAUGGUAAUUCUGUGAUGGAUAAUCAGAUCUCAAAUGUGACAUCGGAAGUGGAAGAGUCUCGAACAGUUGAUAGUGAACAAAUGAAUGUCUGUGAUCGCAGAGAUAAAAGUGCUAAUUCUGAACCUGACAGUAGUGACAGCGUGUGCCAAGGUUCAGAAUCUGUUCAGGAGGAUGUUGAGUGUGACAGUGGUACUAGUGGAUCUCAAACUGUUGCUGUAGAAACAGGUAGUGAAGUAGAUAGUACCGAAACAAAUGUUCGACUCAGUGAAGUGGAAAGUAUGUCUGAGAACACCACUCAGUGUGAUAGUUGUAAUAGUGAACGAACAAACUCGACAGUGUUAGACACAAGUACUGUACCAGGACCAUCUAGUGUUUCAGAUAGUAAAGUGUGUGCAUCAUUGGAUAGAAGUAAUUUACUUGGACAGUCUAAUGUCUCGAGUAAUUUACCUGGACCAUCUAGUGUAACAAGUGUUUCAGAUAAUAAAGCAUGUGCAUCUUCAUCUUUAUCCUUGUCAUCACCACCAUUAGUACUUAAUAAUGUAAUAGACAGUAGUAGUUUUACAAAUAGAACUAUAUUGGAUAGAUUGACACAAGUUGAUUCUAGCACAGAUCAACCUAGAAUUAGGAGGAAUAGUGUUUCUGGAUCACUUUUAUUAGAAUCUGCUGUUACAUCAAAUUCAUCAAAUAUUUUGUCAACAGAUCACAACAUUCUCCACCCAACGGUACACAACACACAUGAAUCUUUAGAAAAUGAAGUUUCCAAUAGCUUCGCCAUUGACAAUGUUGGAUCUAACGCAAACAGAAAUCUUGUAGGAAGUGUUAAUUUUACAGACCCAUUUUCAGUUACAUCCAAUAGUUCUUCUGACAUUGCACCAAUGCCAAAUCGCCAUCUAAAAUUCUUGAGCGAUAGCAGUUACAGUGCUGAUAUGACUGUGGAUUCUACAACACAGUUUGUAUCAAAUGUUGGAACAAGUAACUUAUUAAAUUCAUCAGUUUUGCCAGGAAUGGUGGGGUACGAUUCAGAUUCUAUGGAUGUAACAUCGGCUUCAGAGACCGGAAUCGGUGCUGGGUAUGACGAGUCAAGACGAGGUAGUGAGGAUUCUCUCACUGGGUUUCUUGAGCCCAUGUCAAGUACGAGUAACGAUUCUUCACAAUUGCCUAAAGAGAAGAAAAAGGUUAGCUUACAGGAAUAUUUGAAGAGAAAGAAGGAAAAAACCUGUACAUCUGGCACUCCUGUGUCACCGUCAAUGUCUUCGUCAAAUUCAGCACCAGUUGCUGGACCUAGUAAAGUGUCGACAGUGUCCAGUACAACAACAACAUCGCCACUGAAACUUGCUAAUCCUAUUACUUUGAAAAAACUUGACGAGAAACUCCCCCCACUUCCUUCACUUCCAUCAUUACCCAUGUUUGAGAAAACUGAACGAAAGGAGUUUAAAAGUUCAUCUGAUUUGCUGUCUCCGAUAUUUAACCGUGAGAAGAAACAGGAGGAAGUGAGAAAACCGAUGAGUCUUUCUGAGAGACUGCGACAGGAGUUUGGGCUAGAUGACAGUACUGACGAUACUGAUGCCGAACAAACUACUGACCAGACUGUGAAGGGAACAACUAAUGGUAAUGGAGGUGAUGUGCCGCCCCCACCUCCUCCGCCUCCACAGAGUUCAAGGUCAUCAAGAAUGACAAACGGAGGUGGCGUCCAGUCUCUUCUCAACAUAAAGACGUACCCAAGUUCUUCAUUAAAAGCUGGUGUAGAAUCAGCAUCGGCUGCAAUGGGUGGACCAUCUAGUGCUGUACCAAAGAUGGUUCCACCUCCACCUGGAGGCCUGAAAAAUAACAUGGGCGUGGCUGUACCUAGUAUGGUGCCGCCUCCAAACAGUAAACCCCAUCUCACUUCUACCCUGCAGGCACCUCUCUCUAAUCUGCUGUCAAAUGUGAAAAAUCCGCAGAAACUUCAAAAUGAUCUCACAGCACAAUUGGCUGCUAUAAAAGCUCAGAUAAGCAAAGUUCAGAAAUCACUGCCAAAUCCAUCAUCAUCUGCGAGCUUAUCUUCAAGUGUAGAUCAGCUGGGUACCAGCACAAGUGCAAAUGGGAUUUCAUCAUCUGGUUCCAAACCACAAGUGUUUGACUAUGGGCAUCAGUCGGGCACAAACUUCCUCAGGCAAAAUUCUCAUCCGAGUAGUAGUAGUUCAAGUAAAAACUUUCAAAGCUACAAGAAGUCGUCACCGUCAGCGAGCUUUGGUAAAGUCUCGCCACGGAUGAAGGUGUCACCAACAUUGUUAAAUCAUUCAUUCAAUAACUCGAACAGUCAUUCACAAAAUGGACCCGGGAACCAGUCAUAUAAUAAUCAUAGAGACUUGUCACCAUCAUCAUGGAACCAGAAACGUGCUACAUCUUCUAAUAAUCAUUCAGUUAGCAGGAAACCGUUUUCUAAACAAACAUCACAUAAGUACUGAUUCAGAGGAGUUUUUGCUUAUUUAUACUUUAGUGGAUAGAUCAAUUAAAUUGUUCAAACAUUUGUUAGUGGUUAAAGACUGUAUAAAUGUUAAGGAGUCUUAGAUGUGCUUUUUUUAUCAUGUAAAAAUGAUAAAGCUUUGUAGAUGAUUUUAUUUUCAUGUCUUUUUAUAUACAUGUUUUUUUUUCUGUGUGUAAUAUGGGGAAUAGUUCAGACUCAGCACUGUAGAGGGAUAGGUAGAGAAUUAAAGGCAGCAAUGUUUACAAUUUGUUAAUAGUUUGUAAAGUAAAGCCAGUUUCAAAACUUGUUAUUUCGUAUUGUUGUUAUAAUUGCUCAUUUAUGUUGUAAUAGCUAUCACAUUAAAUGCUUCAUUCUUUUUUUUCUAAGAAAGAUGCUUUACAAACUUUACUUCACUGAACAGUAUAAGAUAUUUGCUUUUUGUCAGUUUAUGUACUAUUGAGGUAACAUUUCUACAUGUCUCAUAAAAUGUGACGGAGAAAAAACAGGUUUUUAUACAGUGUUUUAUGUGUAUUUCAUUUCAACUUGUAAAUAAUCGCAUUACAAAAGUAUUUAUUGUUGUCAUUAAUAAAGUAGUGUUUUUAUGGGGAAUUAAAGUGCACAGGGUUAUGGAAACACUUUCUUGUUAUUAAGGUGGAACACAUUGUGAAAUUUGGAAUUAAGUAGAUACUUUGUUUUUAUUGUUGGAUUUAGAAAUGGGUUUUAAAAUUUACUUUCAAAGAGUGGUUGUUUACCGAGAAGAAAAAAAUUCCACAGAUUGCUUUUGUGAAAAUGCCAAGGGGAAAUAAUCCAUUAGUAUAGCAAAAACUGAUAGUAAUUAUAUAUAUCUUUUAGGACUUGAUGCAAUGUUUGUAGAGAUAUUUGUAUCAAGACCUCACAAUGUGUGUUACACAGUUUAUGUAAAUAAUAGCUUCUAAAAACAACAAAGCUGAUUCAUUUGAUACCAACACUUUCCUCCCAUUAUAUCUGUCGGUAUAUCUAUCCAUCUGUAUGUCUGUCUAGUAAUUUACCCACCUGUGGUCUCUCUUGUUUUUGAUAACCAAUUUUGUAAUUAAUUAAAAUGUAAAAAAAAAUUGUAAGAAUCUGAAAUAUUUAUUCUAUUUAUUCUACAAAGAAAAUAUAUAAUUAAAAAUUUAUAAUCUAUAUUUUACAUUGAUGCUAAAUUUGUGCAAUUUUUAUUUUGUUUAAAUAUUUCGUCCCUUUUUCUUUUUCUGUCCAAAGUUGCUUUGACUUUUUAACAGUGUGUCAAGUUUGAAUCAACUUUGUUGGAAAAUAUCUGUAUAUAAUGAGCAAAGAAGAAAAAUAAACUUUAACAUAUAGAGAAAUGUCUAUUUUUGUACAUGUACAUAUUAUUAUCGAGAUAGAUCAUUUUGUUUGACGAGCGAUGUGUUAAGUAGGGCAUUUGUUUUUGUAUAUUUUCGUUGGAUAUAUUUAACCUUCUUCUGUCGUGUUGUUCAACAAUCUUGGUUGUACUAUAGAAAAUUUGUGUUUGAGAGGUUGCUACGUCAUUUAUGUUUACACAAGUUUUUCAGAAGAGAUAACAUAAUUUAAAAUGUAAAUGUGAUGUGAAGAAAACUUAAAAACAUCUUAAUUGAUAAACAGUUUAACUAGAAAUGUCAAAAGUCAAAUGUACCUCAAGUUUUACACAAAAUUUUACAGAUGUCAAAAUAAAUGAAUUCUUCAGUUUUUACAUGUAUCAGGUCUCGAUAUUCUAUUAUUUGUUAACAUAUAUCCAAAGCUCUGAUGUUAUUGAAAUACUAUAGUUUGCUGCAGUGUCAAAAUUUGAUGAUUAGGUUCUUUAUAGAAAUUCUGUCAAAAAAGAAAAGAAGAUAGUGUGUCUAAUUCUCAUCAUUAUUUCAUGUAUACAUCAGUUUUGAGAUUAGUUUAUGUGAUCUCGUAACGGGCGUAGCAACCUCUCUUUACACUUGGUGACCUGUAACUUACUCAUCAUUAUGUUAUCUGACAACACACUUUUACCAGUGACGGUGCAUUAGACACAACUUUGCUGUAGGGGGGCAUAAAAUACCAUAUUCUGUUGUAUUUGUUUUUACAAGAAAGCCUUGCAGCUAUUAUUUUAUUUCUCAAUUUUUAGUGUCUGUUUUACAUUCAGUUAUAACAAUAUAUUACAUAUGUUUAACUUUACCUCCAAAAUAAUUAUCACAAAGAAAAUCAUAAAUAAUGUUUACAAUUUUGAUGCAUUGGUCAAUUUUUGUUCUUCUUGUUUGGUGUUUUUUCUCACUCGAGUUAAUAUUCUUUGAAGAUUUGUGAAAUUAUAAAUUGAUAGACUUAAUACUUUGCAAAAGAAUUUAAGAAAAAGUAUUGAUAUAUUGCUACAGAAUUAGAAAGAAAUAUUGUAUUAAAGUUUUUCAGCAGUAUUAGUGCUAUAGAUGAGUAUACAAAGUUGAAGGUCAUUAUAAUAAUUACAUGACUUGUUUAAAUACUUUUGUACAAUAAAUUAUUGAACGUAAUAUUGAUGGUACAAGAUGUAUGUAGUAUUGGUGAAAUUUUUCAUGUUUUGAAAUAUUCAUGAUUAGUUUCAGUUAUAUUAAUUAAAAUAAAUGACUAUUUAGAUAACCACAUUUUUUUACCAGUUCAAGUUUUUGAUGCUAAAAAUAGAAAUAUAAUAAAUUUAAUACAGGAAUUGUCAUUAACUUCAAAGUUUUAAGUAUGAAUAUUGGAAAUAUGUUUAAAAAAUGAAAAAUAAAUGUCUUUUUUAUCUAUUUUCAAUAUAAGAAUACUUGAUUUUUGAAAGUGAAAUACAUACCCCUGAUAGUUUAUUUUCUAUAUUUUCUAAAGUCCUUUCAUUUGGUGGACAUAUAUAUUUUCCCUUAUAAAUGUAGAUUACAUAGUAUUUAUAAAUUACAUCUCUAUGACAUGAACGUACUUGGAUGAUUUAUUAACAUUAUAACUCUGAAUUUAUUUAUUUUUUUGAAACAGUUCAUUGGAAGAGAUUUCAGGCUAUAAUUGAACUACCAAAGAUUUUAAAUCUAUGUUGACCUGGCUCUAUACUGUUGGUAAAUGCUAAUCAGUUAAAGUUCCAGCCGAAAUAUUGUUAAUGAAUUAAUAAACUGUGUCCUGAAAAUUGGACUUUGAUAUGUUUAAUAUACAUCUUUAAUACAAAACAAGAAAAGAAAUCAUUUAUGCAUUUAUAAGGGAAAUAAUUAUGAUCCAGUUGUUUGUAGGUUUUUGUUUCUUUCUUUCUGGUAAUAUAACAUUUGAAUACAACACUUGAUUGUUCCUACAUUAAAAAUCACUGACAGACCGAGGUGUAUAGUUGUUGUAUGGUAGCUUUGUGAACAGCUCUAUAUAUUGUACUGUAUAGCUCAUUGGUUUGAAGACAGAUACAUAAAACACUAUGUACUGUACUAAUAACUAACCUAUUGAAAAAUAAAUGAAAAUUAUACUA